AGCUCCUUGGCUCAGCUGACAGCGACGCUGCCUAUCUACAUUUCAUCGUCCACAGAUGGUGGGCUGGAUGAAGCACUUUUUCAUCACCUACCGCUAAACUUGUCUCGCUGCUCCAACUGCAGCAAGCGCUAGCUAGCGCUCAGGAGCUCAUUACCAGGAAGAAGCCGAGAUGAUGUCUGCUGAAAAUGACUUGUCAAUUGAGAGCACCUUAGUGUGUCACUUUCUGCUCAUUAAAAGGCUCAGUGUCUGAAGCAAAUUACUAAAAAUGGAAUUCAACAUUGAGGGCACCAGGCUGAUGAAGACAGGUACUUGCCAAACUUCAAACCCAACCGCAGACUGAACCCUUCAGAGAACAUGGACCAAAACUCAAGCCUCGGAAGUAGAUGAUGUGAUUUUUAUUUUUUAAGCUGCCGUAAGAAAGCAGCUGAUACUUAGUUCCAUGCAAGAGACCAACUGAACAAAGCGUACAGAAAGGGGGAGUCCGGACCACUUGCUUAGGUAUCAUCAUGGGAAAGGAGCAGGAGCUGUUGGCAGCAGUGAAAAGUGGAGAUCUUCUGCUGGCUCACAAGCUUCUCUCCCGACUGAAGUGCAACAAAGCGAAGUUGCUGGGCUCCACUAAGAGGCUGAACAUAAACUUCCAGGACUCAGAUGGUUUCUCGGCAUUGCACCAUGCAGCUCUGACAGGAACCACAGAGCUGCUGUCCCUUGUGCUGGAAGCCCAGGCGACAGUGGACAUCAAGGAUAUCAAUGGUAUGCGGCCCCUCCAUUACGCAGCCUGGCAGGGUAAAGCUGCCUCUGUCUUACUGCUGCUCAGAGCCGGGGCGUCCGUCAAUUCUCCCUCCCUUGAUGGGCAGAUACCGUUACACCUUUCAGCUCAGUACGGACACUAUGAGGUGUCGGAGAUGUUGCUCCAGCAUCAGUCCAAUCCCUGUCUGCUUAACGUGGCCAAGAAGACUCCUUUAGAUUUGGCUUGUGAGUUUGGCAGGCUAAAGGUGGCACAGCUGCUUCUCAACAGCAACAAAGUUUCUGCUCUGUUAGAAGGAGACAAAGGACAGGAUAGUCUGGAGUCUCCAGCGUCCACCUGUCUGCACCUUGCUGCCAGGAAUGGACACAAAGAUGUGAUCAAGUUGCUGCUGAGAUCUGGCAUCGACAUCAACAGAUCCACCAAAGUGGGAACGUCUCUACACGAGGCCGCCCUCUAUGGGAAAACUGAAGUAGUGCAGCUACUGCUUGACGCUGGGAUAAGUGUCAACAUCCGAAACACUUACAAUCAGACCGCUCUGGAAAUCGUCAACCAGUUCACCUCCUCAUCAGCGGGCAGGGAAAUUAAGGAACUGCUAAGAGAGGCAUCAGGUGCUCUCCGUGUCAAAGCAAUAAAGGACUACUUGAAUCUCCAUGACCCCACAGCCCUGAAUCUCCGAACUGGAGACCUUGUGAUGGUUCUGGAGCAACAUGCAGAUGGCCGCUGGAAAGGUUGCCUGCAUGACACCCAGCGAGGGACAGACCAUGUUGGCUUCUUCCCGUCUUCUGUGGUGGAGGUUGUCAGUCGAAAAAUAGGUGACCGGAGCAGCAUCGACAGCGCUGACAGUGCAGGAAGCAGCCGCAGUGCCGGCAGCGGUCAGAGCGCAGAAAGUGACCGCAGACAGAACGGGAUGUUACAUCAGCACCGGGACAAUGGCACGCUGAUGCCAUCUGCUGGUGAGCAGGAUUCAUUGUUAAGGAAAACAGAUAGAAGAAACCAGAACAAAUGCUCAGGUGCCAUUCAUAACAAGGUGAAUGGAAUUCCUCAGGGGGGCUUCAAAAGACCUGCACAAAUCCUAGAGGGGAAGGACUCUGAGGCCAUAUAUCAGUGGCUGCGUGAGUGCCAGCUGGAGCAGUACACGUCCAACUUCAUCAAUGCAGGAUACGACGUUCCCACAAUCAGCAGAAUGACCCCAGAGGACCUCACCGCCAUCGGUGUGACCAAACCAGGGCACCGCAAGAAGAUCUCAGCUGAGAUUAGGAAACUGAGCAUCCCUGAGUGGGUCCCUGACUAUGUGCCGAGUGAACUGGCGGAGUGGCUGAGUGUGAUUGGGCUUCCUCAGUACGAGAGGCGGCUGCGUGAGAACGGCUACGACUCCAUCUCCAUCGUCAGAGACAUCACCUGGGAGGACCUGCAGGAGAUAGGCAUCACCAAACUGGGUCAUCAGAAGAAGCUAAUGAUCGCAGUUAAGAAACUCAAUGACAUACAACGUAACCGUAACCAGCUGGACAGAGGAGCAACUCUGCAGGAGAAGAUACCCGAUUUGGUGGCUAUUGAACACGCACCAAUCUUCACUGCCCAUGGUCACAUGCAGUGUGACAGACCAGCUGAAACCAGUAGCCCAUCCCCUCAUCCCCCGAGAGCUCUGCUCUCCUUUCAAGAUUGUGAGCUCAGCGCCGAGCUACAGAACGCUAUGAUGGGUGCGGCCGGGGCCGCUGAGAUGUGCUCUGUUUCUGUCAGUCAAGAGAGCAUUAGCUUGAGAUCAAAUAGCUCUGGAAAUUCAGAGAAUUCUGGACAGUCAAACCCGGGAUAUUCCUUUUUACCUCCAGCGAGGACUCAAAGAGUUUGUGAGGAAAAUCUCGAUAGCAGUAAAUUGAAGAAAGUCAAGCCGGGAGGAUGCAGUCCUGGAGGCAGAAAUGGCCAGAGAACACCAGAUAUGAGGGAAAACCACAGCCAAACAUCCAACAUGCCACAAACUCCCCCACUAACGCCGAACAAAAUGCCUCACUACGCCUGCUCUGAUAUCACACCAGCAGCUAAACACUAUCAGUCUCCUGUCGGACCCAGUCACCUAUGCUAUGAUUCGCCCACUGCUCCUUCCUCUCCCUCAGCGAGGUCCAUUAACACUCCGCUCGGGGGCUUCACCUCCACUCUACGCAGGACGUCCAAGCCUCCACCUGGUGCUGUACAGCUACCUUGUGCCGGUGCUGUCCCGAUGCCAGGACUCAGCCCAAGACAAGACUCCAGGAUUCAGACCAAAAACAGCCUUUCCAAAAAGGUGGACCAAAAUUCAAAUCGAUGUGCGCUGUCCGACGGUGAGGUAGAUGACGAUGAUGAUCGUGCUCCUCCGACUAACUCCGCUUCGUCAGUUAUUUUGCCUUCAUAUGCCACUCUUUCUCGCCGGCCGGGACGGGUGCAUGCGAGCUCUGCAGGCGCUCAGGGUAACUUUAAUAGAAGCCACUCUUUCAUAGUUCGCUCACGACGUAAAGGGCCGCCUCCUCCACCGCCGCUGAGGAUGAGUUCAGUAAGCAACAGCCCGACACACAAGGUGGAAAAAGAUCAAGUGGAUGUCACCGAUUGGAGCGCAACCAGUGUGAAAAGCAUUGCAGCUAUGCUUGAGGGUAGUUGCAUUAGUCCCUCCAGGAGGAUUGACAUUCCGCCCCCACAGAGCCCAGUGUCACCUGUGUCUUUGCCGGUGUCCUCCCCAAUUCUGCCCAGGUCACCUCACGUACCAUUUCAGCACUCCAAACCUGUUCCCGCAUUAGGACUGGGAGGUCUCAGGAGGCCUGGGAGUGAAAGAACAGAGGAAAGACAGAGGGGUAGAAGUGGUGUCCAUCAGGACGAAGAAAACCCAAAGAAAGCUGAAAAGUUUGUUGAAAAUGUCCCUCUUUUGAAAAAGCAACACGUAAGCCAUCUUCCCUUUGCAGAGGAAGGUAAUUUGACCAUCAAGCAGAGGCCCAGGGUGGCAGUGGCUCCUCUGACAGAUGCAGAAAUCUGUGGUUAUCCUGAGAGUCCACUCCAAAGUCCCUGCCACCUGGACCCGCCCGAAUUCAAUCUGAAAGAAUCGGACACGGUCAAAAGGCGCAAUAAAUCCAGAGACCAACAACCUUCUACACCAGAGGGGCCCUUCACCCCUGACAGUGAGGACCACUUCUCUGACUGCUUUGUCAGGAACCACAAUGAAGAGAAUACUCAAAGAAAUGCUUUUUGUAGAAUGGGUUCCAUGGGAAAAGGUGUAAAAACUUCAGUGUCCAGUAAACCUCCUAGUCCUCUGAAAAAGACAAUGAAUGAAAGACCAGCCAACCUGCAAAAUAUGGCCUCUUCCCCGAAUCGAGGUAAUGUAAAUAUGUCAUCACCUGAGGAGGUCAACAUGGUUUCCUCUAGUAAUGGUCUGCAUGGACCAAACGGUACCAGGACUCCGAAUGAUGUGGACUGGCAAGGAAGCGUCUUUCAAAGGAAUGGUUCCUUUGGAAAAGGCUUAAAGGCCUCUACACCUCCAAGUCCUAAACCCAAGCCUUCUCUGGGCAGUCCAGCCCCUCGUCAAAGAGCCAUCCCAAGUCCAGCACAACAGUCCACAUCUGUGGAAAGUCCGAAUGACGACCGAACUCACAACCACACGCCUUCGCCGGCUGCCAUCGGUGACAAUGUUGAUGCACAAAGAAAUGUGUUCCAGAGAAAUGGAUCAUUCGGAAAAGGACCAAAACCAUUGGUUUCAAGGAAACCGUCAAGUCCUUUGAAAACAAACCUAAACUCCUCCCCCAGAAAUUCCCAAAUCCCCAUCCUACCAAUUUAUUCUGAGGCUGAAAAUCCAUCCAUUGUGAGAGAAGACCCGAAGCUGCCAAAUAAAGUGCGAUCGCCCAAUGUUGAAGAUCAGCUGAAUGGGUUCCAAAGAAACGGGUCCUUUGGAAAAGGCUCUAAACCCAUCAUGUCUGUGAAGCUGUCCACUUCCAUUCACAGCAAACCAAGCGUCCCUCAAAAGACUCUCCCAGGACAUGGAAGUUCACAUGUCCCGGCACCUGAGAAGAUCCACAGUCCCCUCAGAAAUGGCAACAGCUUGAACAACAAUGACCUUGAACAAGUUCAGGACAGUUUACUGAAUAAUAAUGACUUCCAGGGAAGUGUUUUCCAGAGGACCGCUUCUGCUGGAAAGGGAACAAAGCUAAUGACGCCCAGUAAACCUUUGAGUCCUUUAAGAAAAUCUGCUGACAGAGGACCAACAGCCCCCGAAAAGAUGGUCACAACCGCUGCACCUCCUCCUCAAACGUCCAUCCCCAAACUGAGCAAUGUACAGAUUCACACCAUCUCCCCAAAACCAGGCACUCGUAUACAGACCUGUAUACCCAGUCCUAAACUGAAGCGACACCCUCAGACAGUGGUGUACGACCUGGACAAUGAGCAGAGCGCUGCAGUGACACGUCACCAACCCAGCCCAGCCUCGCCCAGACUGCCAGGCUAUAACCUCAAUCGUGUCCCGGGUGCUGCGUAUUCUGCGCCCUGCUCUCCUGCUCACUGCAUCCCAGGCCUGGCAGGCUGUGAAGGCAAAGCUCAGGUGUUUCACCCGGGCGUCGCCGGCCUGGAGAGGCUGGCUCAGAAGAGGCUGGAGGAGACGAGCACUUCACUGGAGGCUGUGCUCAAAGUGGCUGAGAGCAAACUGCUGCAAGGAAGUCUCACCAGCAGCAGCAGCAACGUGAAGGCAGCAGGGAACAUCCUGGACGACAUCGGCAACAUGUUUGACGACCUCGCAGACCAACUGGACGCCAUGUUGGAGUGACUGUGUGGACGCUGAUGGUCCAGAUGAUGGGUGGAGGACAGCCGCCUGAAGCUUCUCUAGAUUUGCCUCCAGUCAAAUGAAUGUUUAGGGUUAGAGGUGAUGGAAAAUAGCUGAGACUACCACGCUUUGAGAAACAUGCGCUCGAGACACAGGGACUGCUAAGGGUCCUGCGCCUUCUUUUGUGGACCACUUGCUCCUUUGUACUCUGCACUGUUGCACUUAACAGAGAUCAGUGAAGCUGCUGUGACUGAAAGUUAGAGCCACAGUUGAGCCUCAAUAAUAAUCAUUAGGACUUCAAGCCACAAACCUGAUUCUUUUUUUUUUCAACUGUAAAAGAGAAGAGAUGUUUACCGGAGACAAAUCUCUUGAAAGUAUUUGCUUUGGCUUGAUUUUUUUUCUGCGGGGCACAAGUCACUGACUUGUCAGAGUUGACUCUCAGUCAUGGGCCCCACUGUUGCUUAACUGUCUAAACCUGACCUUGUUUAACCAAGAAAGACACACUAGACUGAACUCUUGUUCCGCUGCCAUGAGAGCUGCAACUGAUGCAAUGCAUUGUGGGACUUGCAGUAUGAGCGUUGGAAGGGCUUUUUAUUGGCCCAUUAAUAACAGACAUUAGUAAAUUAUGUUGCCGGCCAUGCUACUGUGUACAUAUGUAAUUUAGAUGCUCAUGAGGUAAGUUAUUUUGCAGAAUUGUAGUCAGCUUGAUCAUAAACUCCUGUUUAGGUGUGAACACUGGUGCUAGUCCUUUAACUGAUACUAUCAUCGCUCAUACAGCAGCAGGUGGGAGCCAGCGGGACGCCAUCGCUGACCCCCUGUUGAAGGUGAGGCUUCAUGAAACAGUGUUCUUACCUUCAGAGCCCAGAGAGGUUUAAUCGAGCCAACUGUUCAAAGCCAACGAUUUAGAGCUGAGAGUGCCAUCUGGUGGGCUCUAAAAAUGAGACUGUGUCAUGAAGCCUCAUCGGCCCACCAGCAAUGACGUGCGUGUGUGGUCGCGCCAUUGCUUGUUGCUUUAGAGGUGUAGAGUUAGCGCUAGCCUAUAGGUAGUGUGUGCUUCAAGCAGCAAGUUUACGUUGGCCAGAGUUGUAACACCUCUGUUUGGAGGCAAGGCCACGUGUGCAUGCACAAGCCACAGCUGGAGGUGCAGCAAGUGGUGGUGCGGGGAGCAGGUGACACAGUGACUGAGCUGCCAUUAAAACGGACAGUGAAAACUGAGCACUUGUCGCUCCCGUCAUCUCUCCAGACAGGAUCCAGCUGUGGUCGGCUCAGCGUCUGCCUCCAACCACACCUGCAUGUUUUAGGGAAGCAGGGUCAAACCUGAGCAUGGUCCCGAGCAUUCAACCAUGAGUACUCUCUGUAAAUACUCCUCUGUGAACAGGAAUGAGUCACCAUCGUUGUAUAGUUGUUGUGAACAGAGAGCUGUUGCUCUUCAUGUAAAUAGCACCAUUUUUAUCUGACGUAUUGUGUUCCUCAGGUGAUGAAGCAGCGGCGUCUGGCACAGGCUUUGUUUUGCUCCCACCAACUCUGUCAGCCUCUCAAGCCAGAAGGUGCCAGAGAUUUGCAUUGCAAUAGACAUGGUUCUAUUCAGAAUCACAAUCAGCAAUGGGUCGGAAAUAUGGAUGAAAUGAAAGACGAUGUAAAAAAGUGUUAUUGGGCAGGACUUGGGGACGGGAUGGGGGGCAAUAAUGAAUCAUGAUUUUACAUAAUCGCAUUAUAAUUGAUGACAAUUCUUAAACUACUGAAUUUCACAACAGGGACGUUUUGCUAUUUUGGUUUUAAUAAGUUCUUUGUGCUCUGUUUUUAUUCCUGGGCAUCUAUGAAAGCGACGGAUGUGAGGGGAAAUGAAAUGAAGUAGAAUGGUACAAGUCUGGUUUAUUCAGUUUUAACAGAAUUUGCUCAAGUGAUAGAAUAAAAAGCACUAUAGAAUUAGUAACUCCUCAAACUCCAUUCUUGUUUUAAGAAACUUUGGGGUCGAGCAAAGCAGGAUCUUUUGUUAUUUCCAUUUCAUUGAUCGAUUCAUUUCUACCGGUGUGUGUUGGUCCAGACGAUGGGCUGCUCAAGUGACCUCCAUGUGUUCUGUUUCAAACUGUCGCAAGCUUGGCUGUGUAUCGGGAGCAGCUUCUUUCAAUGAUCAAGGAGGGAAUACGAACCAAUAUCAUUGGACUGUAGCCUCAACUGGACCUUCCUGCUUCCAGUACGGGGUCAGGUUAGGUGGGAUUGUGCCUACUCCGAUGGAAUGACCACUUAACAUACUGGAAGGUCACAUGACAUGGUACCCAUUUGCAAAACUUGUGCGUUUCAGUAGCUAUACGGAACCCCUCCAGUGUGUGGUGACGGAGACGCCUGAGCCGCUGCUGGACCCUUGUUAUCCACGCAGCAAUUGCUGGUUUAAAUUUGCUGUUGAAAAGCAGCGCUUGUUUGAGGGAAGUGUCUAGUUGAAUAAUGGAAAAGACCACUUGGACAGAUAUUUAAUAUUGUACUAUAUUUUUGUAUUAAAGCGUUGAUGUCAUUGUUUUUAUAUGUUCUCUCUCAUGUACUUUACGGAGUUCAUUCAGUAUUCUGGUCUGUGGACGUACUGCUGUAAUA
Molecule: messenger RNA, 8096 nt
Organism: Synchiropus splendidus (mandarinfish)
Lineage: Eukaryota; Metazoa; Chordata; Actinopteri; Syngnathiformes; Callionymidae
Product: caskin-2-like
Exons: 21
Coding region: 507-5513 (1668 amino acids)
Molecular function (GO): protein binding
Source: RefSeq, a predicted model, not a curated record